AUGUGGCCAGCAUUGUUAAGGGCUCUAUCGGUGCUGAUCGAAGGGAGCAGCGUGGACGUGCACCGUGUACUCUAUCCCUUCCCGUGGAUCACGACGCUUCAUGCCGCGCGCAUAUCGCUAGCAUACACAGCAAAAAGCCAAGCAGAAUAUGAAACCGAACGUGAAUCUGAAACCGUGAGCGAAUCGCUCCGCCCGCCAAAGCGGUCCCAUAUCGCCGCAUACAUCGGCAACUACCUCGUCCUAGCGUGGUCGGGAUCGAUAUUGAUAGCGAGUAUACUGCAGCAGCCGUACACGCAGCUGCUUUCGCCAUACCCGCUCAUCAACUACGUUACGGUGCACAUGUUUCUGCGCUAUCUCCCUACGCCCCCGGCUCAAGUUGUAGAUUUUGCAUGUCCGCUGGUAGACGGACUGCUACGGAGUGGGGCACUGACAGGGGCAGUGCUAGGCAGCGCGCGCCACCCAAACUACGCCCACUCCCUCUUUCCCCAAUUGGUGCUGGGUACUCUGGCACCUUCUGCGGGCUCGCUCAUUGGGGGCGUGCUAGGCGUUACGCGUCCCCUCGGCUGGUCUCUCUCUACUCCUCAUCCCCUGCGCGAUGGCGUCGGCUGGAUAGACACACUCGAGUUGUGGAUCGCGCUUUUGUGCACCGUGUUGUACGGCGUGUUGACUCACUCGCAUCCUGACUACACAGCCAUCUCUGAUUCUCCCUCUCACACUCACCUCGGCGCUCGCUCGGUCGUCAUGCUCGUGCUGACUUGUGCGUAUUUCUUCAAAGCUGUCGUCGUGCAUGCGCGGGGUGAUAACAGGGGCAGGAGCGGGACCAGCAACAGGAGGGAUGGUAGCAAUGGCAGCAAUAAGAGCAAGGCAGAAUAA
This is a messenger RNA of Wallemia ichthyophaga EXF-994, 873 nucleotides long. RefSeq lists its product as uncharacterized. The transcript is spliced from 2 exons. Bases 1 to 873 code for a protein of 290 amino acids. The record is from RefSeq and is a predicted model, not a curated record. Lineage: Eukaryota; Fungi; Basidiomycota; Wallemiomycetes; Wallemiales; Wallemiaceae.